AUGGUUCAAAAGCGACGAUUUUUCCGAGUUGAGCCUAUUGUUGCUCCACAACUCAAAGAACUUGAAAACGAUAUACCGACUCUACCGAAGAGCGAUUCGAAAGACGCGUCCUCGGAUGUCCGAGAGUCUGACCAAUUAUUUGUCAUUGAUGAUGACAGUGACGACCAAAAUUACGAAGACGAAGGUGUGGUGCAAGAAAUUUCGCCCGCUCCUCAGCCCAAUCGUCAAAAUUCCAGAGUUCCAGGCACAAAUGGCGUCAACAUGGCCGCGUCAAAUGGAAGCUCUGAAUCCCAGGCAGAGGCCUCCCAGAAUAUUCCUGCUGAAUUACCAAAUGAACCUGAAGCUUCUUUAUCUCAGAUUGGCCAGGACUUAUUUCAUAGUCAGAUCACUACCAUUAUAGGCGAUGUACCUGACCUGGUGGUGAAGUAUUUGCAUACAAAGUACUUCAAUCAGCCAAACUAUCUCCAAUUGGCUUCGAACGAAUACUUCAAUGGAAUUGACGUAGCAAAACUAGAACGAGAGAGCAAAUCAGGCGAAGAGCAAACGGAAGAAGAGAGAGAAGAGGCUCGAAGAUCUGCCGAGUUCGAUCUGAUCAUGAACCGAAUGCGCAAACAGUCUCAAAUAGAGGUGGCCGAAAAGCAGAGUCGUUUCUGGAAACGAUACAUUGGAACUCUUGAUGUGGUAGCAUGGGCCACUCGCCCUUUCAUGGGAAAGCUACAGUACAAAGAGGAACUAGAGGUAAAACGAUUGAUACCCAAUAAGAUCAAGAAACUGUCUUUUGUGGCCUCCAAAUUCGGUGAUUCUUCAAUAAUCCGCCUUUAUACUAAGGCUCAGAAUAGAGAGAUUGGAAGAAUUCCCGAGGAUAUCACUAGAAUCCUUGCGCCUCUUAUUGAUCUUGACCUCGCCAUUUUUGAAGCCACUGUAGUCAUGGAAACAACCAAGCGCUUGUCCACUGGUGACACCUUCUACAUUCAAAUCCGUUGUUAUCUCAAUAAUAAUACCUUUGCGGACCCUACACAAUUAACAGAGUCAUCCAGUCAAGACGAGAAUUCGUUAAAGAAACGGAAACUUGCCAAGUCAGGGUUGUCUUCCUUCUCAACGGAGACAGAAGGCGAAACGGCGUUACGACUCAAGCAGAAGUCAAUACUGCGUUUGUUUGAAAAAUUGCACUUGGUUCCUGGCAAUAAACCCGUAGAGCCAUCUCUCAAUGUUUUGGAUGACGAUACGCCGCCCACCACUCCAGCACCAGAGCAACAGUCUGCUACCGAUGAGCUUGACCUCGAGCAGAUCAAGGAUUUCUAUACCACAAAUCAACUGUCGGACAUUUAUGAAAACCUUCCUGAUACAACGUCGCCCCCUGCCUCAAAUUUUACUAUGCAGCUUCGCCAAUACCAGAAGCAAGGUUUGUCUUGGAUGCUCUCGCGCGAGAAAGAGUCUGAUCUCUUGGAAGAGCUCUCAACACCUGCUGAUGAAAUUUGUCCCACGCAAAAGCGUGCUGCAAUUCGAAGACUGGAUGACGACGUGAUGAAUCCUUUGUGGAGUAUCUUUUGCUGGCCGACAGAUCCCAACAAUGAACCAUCCGCGAACACUGCGGACUAUUUUUACGCCAAUUUGUACAAUGGAGAGUUUUCCACCGAGAAACCACUUGUCAAGAAUUUCUUGAAAGGUGGAAUCUUAGCAGACGAAAUGGGUUUGGGUAAAACAAUUCUGACUCUUGCUUUAAUUCACUCUGUUCCAUAUGAGCUGGGAAGUUUGACGGAGGGAUACCGAAGGUUUGCGGACAAGAGUACUCUUAUUGUGGUUCCUAUGUCUCUAUUGUCCCAAUGGAAGAAUGAAUUUAACCGGAGUAACAACAACAGUAAUCACUCGUGUUACGUUUACUACGGUGAUCUGGUGCAAGCUGAUUUAGUGAGCUUAUUGUGUAACAGAAAGAACAAUAUCCCCAUUGUUGUUCUCACCACGUAUGGUACAGUUCAGAAUGAAUGGGCAAGAAUAAAUAAACUCAGAGAUGAGAAUGGCCGUUUGCCUCUCAUUGGAUUAUUUUCUGUUGAGUUCUUCCGUGUUGUGUUAGAUGAGGGUCACACCAUCAGGAACAGAACUACAAAGACGGCAAAGGCUAUUCACGAGCUAGAGCUGAGGCGUAGAUGGGUGCUUAGUGGAACUCCCGUGAUAAACCGUUUAGAUGAUAUAUUCUCGUUGGUCAAGUUCCUUCGGUUAGAACCUUGGAGCAAUUUUUCCUAUUGGAAGACGUUUGUCACUCUCCCAUUUGAACAAAAGAAAUUCAACCAAACCCUUGAUGUGGUCAAAUCGAUCUUGCAACCUAUAUUUUUGCGCCGUACAAAGAGUAUGAAGCAAGCAGAUGGUACACCCCUCGUUUCCUUACCCGAGAAAGAGGUCGUCAUUGAAGAUGUUGAGCUCUCUAAACGCGAGAGAUUCUUGUAUGAGCUUUACAAAUCAAGAGCGUACAAUUCUUUUAAGGAGGGACUAAAUAGUGGCGAACUAUUGAGAAAUUACACUCAGAUUCUCACGCAUAUAUUACGACUCCGUCAAAUUUGUUGCCAUUCAGAAUUAGUCUCGACUAGCUCUGAGAUGGAAGAGACCUGGGGAGAAGAACUCACUGAGUUCAACAAGACUUUUGAGAAGGAAAAAUUCCUGCUGGAAACCUACAUGAAGCAAGUAAUGUUUGGUCUAUACAAUAAGGUAGAUAUUCCAGGAUCAGAAUGUUCUAUAUGUACACAGGCGCCUAUUGCCAUUGGAGACCUCACAAUCACUGAGUGUGGUCACCAAUACUGCUACCAUUGUUUGAUGGAGCAUAUUCAGUUCCAAACGAACACCAAUAAUACCGAUCCCUUGUGUCCUGACUGCCGCCAUCCAAUAUCUCAGUAUCGUUUGUUCAAGGUCAGGGGAGUAGCCACAAGUAAAAAAGAGGUACGAUUUCAUACAAAGGAGGAUAUUGAUGAUCCUCAAAAUCUGUACCCAUUCCAGAUCUAUCACCAUAAUCCUGACGAGUCGUCUGCAAAAAUUCAAGCACUUCUACGUCAUCUACGCGAACUCAAGGAAAAUAAUCCCGGGCAGCAAGCGGUGGUGUUCUCACAAUUCUCAACAUACUUGGACAUUAUCGAGAAUGAGCUCCGCCUGUGUGGUCUGGAUGACUUCAUUGUGUACAAAUUUGAUGGGCGCUUGAACUUAGUAGAACGAGAGAAGGUUCUUAAACUGUUUACGACGGGAGAAAAGGUUGGAAAUAAGUUAGUUAUCCUUCUUCUUUCUUUGAAGGCCGGUGGUGUUGGUCUCAACUUGACAUGCGCCAAUCGCGCCUUCAUGAUGGAUCCCUGGUGGUCGCCUAGUGUUGAGGAUCAGGCUAUUGAUCGUGUCCAUCGUAUCGGGCAGAACCUGAAUGUUAAGGUUGUACGAUUCAUCGUAGCAAACUCUAUUGAAAAUAAAAUGUUGCGGAUUCAAGAGAGGAAACGAAUGAUGGGAGAAGCUGUUGAGGUUGAAGAGGAGGAGAGAAGAAAACAGCGUAUCGAGGAAAUCAAGUUGUUGUUUGAUGAGUAA
Australozyma saopauloensis is the source of this 3552-nucleotide messenger RNA. Its product is annotated as DNA helicase. Gene Ontology annotation, molecular function: ATP-dependent chromatin remodeler activity; nucleic acid binding; zinc ion binding. The record is from RefSeq and is a predicted model, not a curated record. Bases 1 to 3552 code for a protein of 1183 amino acids. The transcript has a single exon. Gene Ontology annotation, biological process: DNA repair. Lineage: Eukaryota; Fungi; Ascomycota; Pichiomycetes; Serinales; Metschnikowiaceae. Gene Ontology annotation, cellular component: nucleus.